AAAACGGAAGUUGUUUGCACACUUUUGGUUUUAUAAAAAUCAACAAUGGUGCUGAGGUUUGUCAUUUCUCAAGUUUUUGUUCCAGCUUUAAAAGCCUGCAAUAAGACAAUAGAUGGAGGUUGGGGAACAAGCUUCGAUUGGGUUCCUAUUGAUGACGCUUUUGCCAAAGCCGCUAAAGAAAAUAAGAAAGUCAUGGUCAUUAUCCACAAGCUGAGCUGCAAAGCUUGUCGCUACCAGAAAAGUUGGUUUUCAAGAAGCAAGGCCAUCCUAAGUCUAAGCACCAACUUUGUUAUGACCAAUAUAGAGUAUUCCCAGGCUGCACUGCAUCCAAAGUACAGUCCAGAUGGAAGCUAUGUCCCUAGGAUUUUGUUCUUCGACUCGGACGGUACUUUCCUGAAGGACUUAAUGGCCCCUAGUAAAGAAGAAGGCGUCUUGUAUCACUACAGGGAUGAGCAAGAACUGCUGACCACUAUGAAGACGGCCCUUAAAGGCUAAAGACAGAUUAGAUCAAAGAGAUAUAUGACAAAGAUACAGUUUACAAUGUAUAACAAUAGUGUUUUCAAAUCAUAACUGAUGUUUUCACGUUAUUUCUGAUGUCUUGGACUAACAUUUUGAACGUUUUAUUUUGAAAAAAAAAAAGAGGGGGGGGGGGUUGAAGUAUUACUAAUGAAGAGAAUGUCUCCCAAGCUGUUGGCAUAUGUCAGAACGUAGUAUCAGGACGUUUGAUCCUCUUGGUCUUAUCAAGCUAUUAAAACAUGAGUUCCAAACUAUAGUACAGAGUUAUCAAUAGGCUCAAACAGGAUGAGAAAACCAAACAAUUCUAAAAAGUUUUCAUCCUCAUGUGUUUUUUAUAUAAUGAAUUUCAUAAAACUAAAAAAGAGCAAAUCUAGAUGGGAUAUUUUUUUUAAUUUGUAACAAAAUGGUUAAUGAAUUAUAAGUUGAUAUAGGAUUCAAGUCAACGUUAGAGAGAUGAACACCACAUGUGUGUGUGUGUGUGUGUCCUAGUGUCUUAAAGGUCGUUUUUGCUUCUAAUGAAAUUUUGUCGAAACCCCCCCCCCCCCCCCCCCCAUUUAAAUUCAAAUACUGAAUUCACUUGGGCAACUUAAAUCAAGAUAUUCUAGCAGAUGUUACAAACAAAGAAUACUGGACUACAAUGCUCGCAAUGGAGAAAAUAUAUGAAAAAAAAAGGGUUGAAAGGGUUUAAAUGAUCAGAAAAUGUUUGCCAGUGUUACAAUAGAGACACAUGUUGUUCUUAAUUAUUAUGUAACAGUUGUUUGAAUGUUGUCUUGUUUCAUAUUAAAAGUAAUGAACACUGUU
Molecule: messenger RNA, 1317 nt
Organism: Biomphalaria glabrata
Lineage: Eukaryota; Metazoa; Mollusca; Gastropoda; Planorbidae
Product: thioredoxin domain-containing protein 12-like
Exons: 2
Coding region: 46-495 (149 amino acids)
Cellular component (GO): endoplasmic reticulum
Source: RefSeq, a predicted model, not a curated record